This is a messenger RNA of Gordionus sp. m RMFG-2023, 381 nucleotides long. RefSeq lists its product as uncharacterized. The record is from RefSeq and is a predicted model, not a curated record. Bases 1 to 381 code for a protein of 126 amino acids. Lineage: Eukaryota; Metazoa; Nematomorpha; Gordioida; Chordodea; Parachordodidae. Gene Ontology annotation, biological process: DNA replication. The transcript has a single exon. Gene Ontology annotation, cellular component: replication fork.
AUGCUAAAUUUAAAUUCUGCUUCUGGUUUGAAUAAUGGGACUAAAUUGAUUAUAACUUCUUUGCUACCAAAUAUAAUUGAGGCGGAAUUUGUUUCUGGUAGUUUUCUCAGUACUAAAGUUCUCAUUCCUAGAAUAAGUUUAAUUCCUACAGAUUCUGGCUUGUCAUUUUCCUUUAAGCGCCGCCAAUUUCCCGUGAGACCUGCUUUUGUCAUGACAAUUAAUAAAGCUCAUGGACAAACGUUGAACAAAGUUGGCAUCUAUUUACCUCAUCCUGUUUUUUCACAUGGACAGCUAUAUGUGGCUAUGUCUCGAGUUUGUUCUCCUCAUAAAUUAAAGAUUCUAACCAAUGAUAAAACAAAGACUACAACCAAUGUGGUAUAA